Molecule: messenger RNA, 2175 nt
Organism: Megalops cyprinoides (Indo-Pacific tarpon)
Lineage: Eukaryota; Metazoa; Chordata; Actinopteri; Elopiformes; Megalopidae
Gene: serinc5
Product: serine incorporator 5
Exons: 12
Coding region: 326-1711 (461 amino acids)
Cellular component (GO): membrane
Source: RefSeq, a predicted model, not a curated record
UAGAAUUUGAAUCAGUUGCAGGCUGAUUUCGUCAUAGCACUGGAGCAGAGUGCGGCAUCUCUUUCAAACCCUACAAACCACUCUCUUCACCACUCGCAUCGGUCCGGAGACGCUUCAGUGGCUUUUGUCUGCUUCGGAGCGCUGAACCAGCUGCCUGUAGCGCCAUCACUUCCUUUAGAGAGAGGAAAAUAUUGUCCGUUCAAGCCUUGCACAAGUGCGGCAUCGAUUGCGCUCAGGGGUCUGUGAGGGAGGCAAGGAGUCUCUGUCCCGGGCUGGAGCAGACUAGGGAAUAAAUUUCUAUAGACAAUUUCAACCACCGGUUAAAAUGUGUACGCCUUGCUGCAUUUCACAGCUGGCCUGCUGCUGCGGCUCGGCCGCGUGCUCCCUCUGCUGCGGCUGCUGCCCCAAGAUCAAGCAGUCGACGGGCACGCGCUUCAUGUACGCCCUCUACUUCCUGCUGGUCACCAGCAUCUGCGUCAUCAUGAUGCUGUCCCCCACCGUGGAGAACGAGAUCCGGGAUCACAUUCCAUUCUACACAGAAAUGUGUGAGAACCUGAACGCGGGGGAGAACUGCAAGGCCCUCGUCGGGUACUCGGCGGUGUACAAGGUCUGCUUCGGCAUGGCCUGCUUCUUCUUCAUCUUCUCAGUCUUCACCUUCAGAGUGCGCACCAGCACCGGCUGGCGGGCAGCCAUCCACAACGGGUUCUGGUUCCUGAAAUUCCUGGCUUUGCUCGGAUGCUGUGCCGGAGGGUUCUUCCUGCCAAACCAGGAAAAGUUCCUUGAAGUGUGGCGCUACGUGGGCGCGACCGGAGGGUUCAUAUUCCUGCUGAUCCAGCUCAUGCUCCUGGUCGAGUUCGCUCACAGAUGGAACAAAAACUGGACCUCGGGCAUCAAGUACAACAAGCUGUGGUACGCGGCGCUGGCCCUGGUCACCCUGCUGCUCUUCUCCGUGGCCGUGGGGGCGCUGGUCUUCAUGAGCCUGUACUACACCCACCCCGAGGCCUGCACCCUCAACAAGAUCUUCCUGGGGGUGAACGCCACCCUCUGUCUGUUCGUGUCCCUGCUGGCCAUCUCGCCCUUCAUCCAGAAGCUUCAGCCCACCUCCGGCCUGCUCCAGUCAGGAGUCAUCACUGUGUACGUCAUGUACCUCACAUUCUCGGCGCUCUCCAGCAAGCCCAUCGAAACCGUGGAAAAGGAUGGCGCUAACGUCACAGUGUGCAAGUUCCCCUUCAACUACGGCUCGGAGGGCGACAAGAAGAUCGUAACAGGCGUGGGCACCGUCAUUCUGUUCGGCUGCGUGUUGUACUCCUGUUUGACCUCCACCACUAGGAGGAGCUCAGCUGCACUGAGAGUUUGCCGGACCACCAUGCCGGAGAAUGAGCGUGCUCGUUGUUGUUUCUGCUGCGGUGAUGAUGGCGAUGAUUAUGAGGAUGAGGAGAGGACAGGAGGAGGCCAGAAUGUCAUGUAUGAUGAGAGGGAAGGGACCGUCUACAGCUACUCCUACUUCCAUUUUGUCUUCUUCCUCGGAUCCCUCUACGUCAUGAUGACAGUCACUAACUGGUUCCACUAUGAGGACGCCAAGCUUGAGAAGCUCCUGGACGGCAGCUGGUCUGUGUUCUGGAUCAAGAUGGCAUCCUGCUGGGUGUGUCUCCUGCUGUACACGUGGACCCUGGUGGCCCCCAUGAUCUGUCCAAAGAGGUUUGAGGCCUAGAGCCUCUUCCAAAAAAAAAAAAAAACGCAUCAUGGCACUACCUUUCUCUUUCAGUGAAAAUUCUUUUUUUAUGUGUGUUUUUUAAGUUUUGAAAUUAACCCAGUGUGUUUAUCAUUUUAAAUGUUUUUUUGUUUUUGCCAGUUCAAGAUACUGGAUAAGCUAUCAAUGCCUUAUGGGCCCAUCAUGUCUUUGUAUUUUUACUUUAAGGAUCACUGUUACAUUCUUCUGUCAUCUGUCAAAGUUUUACAAUCUCCUGCACCAUUUACGUUUUUGGAAAUUUCUGGAAUGGUUGGAAAGUGGAAAUAUGAAGGAGAGAAAACAUUUCUCAGGCUUACAAUUCACCUGUAAGUGUCUUGCCUGGUAUAUCACACCCUUUUUGUAGAUGAACUACUCUAUGCAACCGAAACAUGUUGUAUUAUUUUUUUAAUCAAAGCUUUUAGUUCAGCAUUCAUCUCGGUUUUUUU